This is a messenger RNA of Clunio marinus, 1935 nucleotides long. NCBI's taxonomy places the organism in Eukaryota, Metazoa, Arthropoda, Insecta, Diptera, Chironomidae. The record is from the annotation of a GenBank genome assembly.
AUGAGACGUGCAAGAACCAAGUCAAAUCCUUUCGAGACAAUACGUGGAAACAUUUUCUUAAACCGUGCAGCAGUGAAAAUGGCAAAUAUGGAUUGCAUGUUUGAUUUCAUGUUCACAAAUCCUGUUGAUGAGAGAGGCACCUCACUUGUCAGUAGCAACGAUCUUUUAUACUUUGCUGAUGUCUGUGCUGGUCCUGGAGGAUUCUCUGAGUACAUUUUAUACCGUAAAAAGUGGGAAUCAAAAGGAUUUGGAUUUACAUUGAGAGCUGAGAAUGAUUUUAAAAUUGAGGACUUUUUUGCUGGACCAUCGGAAUCUUUCUCACCUUUUUAUGGCAUUAAUGAAGAUGGAAACGUCUACGAUCCUGAAAAUAUUCGCUCGCUGGAAGAGCUUAUCAAAGAUGAAACCGAAUCUGGAGUUCACUUUAUGAUGGCUGAUGGAGGUUUUUCAGUUGAAGGACAAGAAAAUAUUCAAGAGAUUCUAUCAAAGCAGUUAUAUCUCGCACAGUGCCUCGUUGCAUUAACAAUUGUUCGUACGAAAGGACAUUUUGUUGUGAAACUUUUUGACCUUUUCACACCUUUUAGUGUUUCGCUUAUUUAUUUGAUGUACAAAAGUUUCCAACAAAUUUCAAUUUGCAAACCAAAUACAAGUCGUCCAGCAAAUUCUGAACGUUAUCUCGUGUGUAAAUGGAAGAAAGCUUACACAGAUUCAAUUCAAAGAUAUUUGUUUGAAGUGAAUGAAGAACUUUGGCGACACAAAGAAGGCGCCAACGAUGACAUUCUUGAGUUGGUGCCUUUGAGUGUUAUGCAGAACGAUCGCGAAUUCUUUGAUUAUAUGUAUAACAGUAACAACAUUCAUGGCAAGAAUCAAAUUGUGGGACUUUUGAAGAUUGCAGCCUACUGUCAAGAUCCCGAAUUGUGUGAAUCAAAACAAUCAGAAAUCAGAAAGAAAUGUCUGAAUAUGUGGAAGUUACCAGAUGAGAAUCGAAAGAAACCAAUCAUAAAAAUGAAUGAACAAUAUUGUGCACAAUUAUUAGAACAAAAGUGGCUUAAAGAGAAGUUUAUGUCAGCACCAGAACGACCAUUGGAAGCACCUGAACACCUCAAAAGUCAAAUUAUCUCAGUUCUUGAUUGGUAUUUUGUUGGAGUAGACGACAUAAACAAAUCAAGUAAAAAUCGAACAUUUUACAUGUCUCGUGGUCGUCAUGAUGUUGUCAGUUACAACAUGAAUACAAAUACUUGGGAGCCAUUGACAGAUCGUCAGUUGGAGAUGUCAGGCGAUACUUUACUUUACGGCGAGAUUGUCAAAGAAUUAAUUGGCGAGAAUCGCGGACAAAUGGCAUCAACAGCUUUUCAUAUCAUCGAUGGCAUUGUUUUAGGUGGAAAAGAUGUUCGUCAUUUGUCGCUUGUUGAACGAAAUCAAAUGUGUCAGAAAUUUGCAAAAUCACUUAUGAAACCAGCGCAAUGUUACAACAACAAAUCGAUGCCCAUUCGUUGUAAACGAAUCUUCAAAUUGACAGAAAUUGAGACGUUCUUUGAAGGUUUAGUGCCACGUCGCCUCAAGAAUGGAAUCCAGAAAUUGGGAUAUGACAUCGGACGUAGUAACAACAACACGAAUCGCUUUUACAUUCCUCAUGGUCUUUUAUUACUUGAUGAGGUGAGAAGUGACAAAAUGCGAUGCUUUUCGAACAGUCAACAGAAGAUCUUUUACUUCGAUAAGAACACACAGAAAUCAGAUUUUCCUGAGAAUCUCCAACCAACCGAAAAAUACGCUUCAUUCAAGAACACAUUUACAAAUCGAUUAAUAUGGAAAUUUAAUAUUCUAGAACAAAUUCUGGAACGGCGGACGGAGGAACAAAAACAGAAAAACAAAGAUUGUUUAUAUCGAGACGAUUUUACAAAUUAUAUUAAAAGUAAAACGCCAUUCAACAUUUGUUAG